UCACCCCAUCUUCCAUCGCCCUGUCGCACGCUGCUACGCCCUCUCACCCCACGAAGCCCCGACUCGCUUGAAACACUCCUUCUCCUGCAGCCAUGGCCGACCACGACGAGCUCGACGAGGAUCUCUUUGCCGACCUCUACGAGAAUGACGACAGCAGUAACCCCAAGCCCGCCGCCCAAGCCGCUGCCCCUGCUGCCCCCGCGCAGCCCGAGCCGACGGCUGCGACAGAGCCCGUCUCGGCCCCCGCCCCGGUCGCAAGGGACGAGCAGCACCAGCCUGCCGCCCAGAAUGGCGGAGCCCACUCCGCUCCGCACAACGGUGAUGUACAUAUGAGUGGCAACGUCCAGAACGAGGCCGGCCACGCCCAUGCUGCGCCCGAAACUAACGACGACAACUAUGGGCCCAUCGGCAUCAAAGAGGAUGGGUGAGUCUCAUUUGAUACAUUAGUCUUCAUAGUUUUCCCGUAGCGUGUUGUUUGGUGUGCUUCACGACAAGAGGUAAGGCGAGCGAAGCGCGUCGGUGUCCGAGUGCGGACAGCCACAUUUCCACGGAUUUAGCGAUUCUUCAGGCCUUUUUUGAGGAUGCCAUGACGGCCGGGUUUCGUCUGCCGAAAGAGUUUGCGAUCAGCAUCGUUCAAUGUUCAUGAGUCUGCAUCGACUUGACCGUCCGGCGAGCCGCCUAGGGCGGCGCCGUUGACAGCUGGGACUCGUUGGUUCAAGAAUGCGAGAAGAAAGCAUUGAUCAGGCUUGG
Molecule: messenger RNA, 750 nt
Organism: Aplosporella prunicola CBS 121167
Lineage: Eukaryota; Fungi; Ascomycota; Dothideomycetes; Botryosphaeriales; Aplosporellaceae
Exons: 2
Coding region: 93-428 (111 amino acids)
Source: RefSeq, a predicted model, not a curated record